This is a messenger RNA of Helianthus annuus (common sunflower), 1581 nucleotides long. Its product is annotated as replication protein A 70 kDa DNA-binding subunit C-like. The coding region runs from base 1 to 1581 and encodes 526 amino acids. NCBI's taxonomy places the organism in Eukaryota, Viridiplantae, Streptophyta, Magnoliopsida, Asterales, Asteraceae. Gene Ontology annotation, biological process: DNA repair; DNA recombination; DNA replication. The transcript is spliced from 11 exons. The record is from RefSeq and is a predicted model, not a curated record. Gene Ontology annotation, molecular function: DNA binding. Gene Ontology annotation, cellular component: nucleus.
AUGUCUAACGAUUCCUGCAGUUAUAUUCAUCAAAUAUCUACCGAGAAAGAUACAUGGAAGUUGAAGGUGCGAGUAUUACGAUUGUGGAAGCAAGCGUAUCAGAAUGACAGGAUUUUCAUGGACGAAAAGGGUGAUAAGAUUCAGGCCACCGUAAAGAAGGUGUUGAUGUGUGUGUUUGAAAACCAGCUUGAGGAGGGUAGUGUGGUGUUUCUCCGCAAGUUUGGUGUUGGUGAGAUGAAUGACAAGUUUCCUGUAAUCAAGCAUUCCGAUAAGCUCAUAUUCUACCGUCAUACCAAUGUCAAACGUUGUGAGAAUUUCGACGGACCUUUAUAUGGUUUUCAGUUUGUUGACCUACAUGAGAUUAUAAAUCGUGAGGUUGAAGUUGAAUCAACAAUGGAUGUGAUCGGUUAUGUUGUAUCUACUACCGAUAUGGAAGUUUUUAAUCGUUCUGGAAAGGAAAGCAAGAGGAUAAGUUUUGAGAUUGUUAACUUUACUGGAGACACCAUUGGUUGCACUUUAUGGGAUAAUUUUGCACAACAGUUUUCCACUUUUAUUCAGGGUUAUUCAUGUGAUGCCGUUGUCAUUGUUCUAAUUCAAUUUGCUAAAGUUAAGAAUUGGAGAGGCAGCCCAAAUAUUCAAAAUGCAUUUUUUGGUAGUCGUUUGUUUAUCAAUGAUGAUAUUGAGGAAAUUACAAGUUUCAGGAAUAGGCUCAUUGAAGGUGGCCAAGUUGAAGGAUCUUCACAGAUUACACCAGCUUCGUUGUCCAGUCAAACUUUUUACUCUUCUCGUGAAGAAUUCCUGAAGAAGUACGAGAGAAAGUCUGUCGAAGAGAUUUGGGACGUCGCUGUUGAAUCUGUCUUUGUUGUUCUUGGUACUAUAAGGUCCGUUGAGGAAGAUUUUGGAUGGUUUUAUGUUGGGUGUUCCAAGUGUAGCAAGAAGGUGAUUCCUGCUUCUGAUCAUGCUGGUGGCCUUGAUGAUAUAGAUGCAGAUGACGCUGCAUCUGAUGAUGGUGUACUUUACUGUCCUAAGUGUAAAAUCCGUUCUCCAACAACUAUCCUUAGAUACAAGAUACGUGUGAGGGUUCAAGAUGCAACUGGCACUAUAUCUUUUGUUAUGUUUGACAAGGAUGUUUCCAAAGUUAUAGGGAGGUCUGCUCGUGAUAUACAUGAUCAACAACUUAGGGAUGGAGAGGAAAAUGUCCGCCCAAGGGAAGUUAAACAGUUGGUUGGCAAGUUAUGCAUUUUCAAAAUUGAAAUUUCAACUUUCAAUCUGACGUCCAACUAUCAUGUUUACACUGUAUUGAAGCUGUGUGAUGACAAUGAAAUAAUAAAAGUCAUGUUGCAAGAUGAUGCCGCCGAGCAGGAUGUGGAAGAUGUCAAUUCUGAACCCGCAUCUGGAUCCUUUACGUGUUUGAAGGAGGCCUUUUCUUUUACCGAAGACUCGGAAGUACCAACUUAUGCUGCCAAUGAUGAUGCCACAAGUCCUCAACCUGCUAAACGUUCAAGUGAUGUUUCAAAAGAUGAAAAUGGAGACUCUUCUUCAACAAAACGAAGGCUUCUGAAUGUCAAAGUCGAGAAGUGA